Molecule: messenger RNA, 5221 nt
Organism: Pseudoliparis swirei
Lineage: Eukaryota; Metazoa; Chordata; Actinopteri; Perciformes; Liparidae
Gene: crb2a
Product: crumbs cell polarity complex component 2a
Exons: 13
Coding region: 76-4326 (1416 amino acids)
Biological process (GO): establishment or maintenance of epithelial cell apical/basal polarity; heterophilic cell-cell adhesion
Cellular component (GO): protein-containing complex; plasma membrane
Molecular function (GO): calcium ion binding
Source: RefSeq, a predicted model, not a curated record
UGUGAGACCGGAGCACCUCCUGCUCCUCCUCCUCCUCUUCCUCCUCUUCAUCACCUGCCGGUCCGGCGUCUCACCAUGGAGCUGGGGCGAGUCCGCCUGGACCUGAAGACCCUACUGCUGACCAUGAUGAUGUUCAAGUGGGGGACGCUGUGCUCGGCCUCGUCGGCCCGCUGUCUGUCCGCGCCGUGUCUCAACGGAGCGACCUGCGUGGACCACCUGGACGACUACGCGUGCCUGUGCGCGCGCGACGGGGUCCGCCACAUGGGCAAGAACUGCGAGCUGCUGUACGACGCGUGCGCCUCCGCGCCGUGCGCGGACUGCACCGGCACGCCGGGCACCGCGCACUACCGCUGCGCCGAGGAGGUGGACGAGUGCCAGAGCAACCCGUGCCCCGGGCCCCGGUCCCUGUGCGUGGACCAGCCCAACGGGUACUUCUGCCGGUGUCCCGCCGGGUACGGGGGACGCGGCUGCGGGACGCGCGUGACCGACUGCGUGGACGAGCCGUGCGGGAACAACGGGACGUGCGCGCUGCGGCCGGAGGGCUUCGAGUGCCGCUGCCCGCCGGGGUUCGAGGGGAGCGCGUGCGAGGAGGACGUGGACGAGUGCGCGUCAGAGCCGUGCCAGAACGGGGCCAUCUGCAUGGACGGGCCGGCCCGGUUCAGCUGCUUCUGCGUGCCCGGCUUCCAGGGCCACACGUGCGAGGUGGACAUCAACGAGUGCGCGUCACGGCCCUGCGAGAACAACGGCACGUGCAUCAACGAGAAGGACCGGUACGAGUGCGAGUGUCUGGAGGGGUUUGCAGGAGUGAACUGUGAGGCCGAGGUCGAUGAGUGUGAGUCGGGCCCCUGCCUCAACGGGGCCGCCUGCCGCGACCUGGUCGCCGCCUACGCCUGUGACUGCCGGCCCGGGUUCCACGGCGAGGACUGCGAGGUCGACGUGGACGAGUGCGCCAGCACGCCGUGCAGCAACGGGGCCGCCUGCCACGACCUGGUGAACAGCUAUGAGUGUGACUGCAGCGAUACGGGCUUCCAGGGGGUCCACUGCGAAGUGGACAUCCCUGAGUGUGCCUCUGACCCCUGUCAGCACGGGGCCUCGUGUUUAGAGGGAGUCAACGGAUACACCUGCCUCUGCUGGCCAGGUUUUGAAGGACCGAACUGCGAGGUCGACAUCGAUGAGUGCGCCGAGCGGCCGUGCCAGAACGGCGGCGAGUGCUUCGAGCGUUCGGAGGCGUCCCACUGGGAGCCGGACUGGGAGCUGCGCCUGGCGGACGCCGCGGGGUACGUCUGCCAGUGCCAGCCGGGGUUCGCAGGCGAGAACUGCUCCGUGGACAUCGACGAGUGUGAGUCGGAGCCGUGUCACAACGGGGGGUCCUGUGAGGACCGGCUCAACGGACACGCCUGCCGCUGCCCCGCCGGCUUUCUGGGUGAGCUGUGCGAGGUGGACGUUGACGAGUGCGAGAGCCAGCCGUGUCAGAACGGCGGCCGCUGCGAGGACGGCCGCGCCUCCUACGCCUGCCGCUGUCCGGAGGCGGCGCCCGGCGAGCUCCCCUGGGGAGGCGCUCACUGCGGCGUGGAGCUCUCCGGCUGCGUGGACCACGAAUGCCAGAACGGCGCCACCUGCCGCCCGUGGCUGCGGGGCGGCGAGCCGGGCCACGCCUGCCUGUGCCCUCACGGCUUCUACGACCAGCGCUGCUCCACCAGCACCACCUUCUCCUUCUCCGCCGCCGGGUUCAUCCACCUCCAGGUGGCGCCGGAGGAGCUGCAGCGCCCGGCCCGCCGCCGCCUCGCCGUGCAGCUGCGCUUCCGGACCACGCUGCCCGGCGUGCUGCUCUUCUUCAGGGGCGACGCGCAGAACCACCUGAGCCUGGAGAUCGUGGACCGGGGCCUCCGCGCUAAAGCCUUCUCCCAGGAGGCGGAGCUGGGCGUGGCGUUGGCCGGUCCGGUGAGCGACGGGGACUGGAGGGACGCCCGCGUGUCCGUCGACCACCGCGGCCUGGUCCUGGUGCUGAAGGGCCCCGGCUGCGACGGCGCCGGAUGCAGCGCGACGGACGGCGGCGCCGACCCGCCCUUCCGCCCCUCGGCAGCGUUCGCUCACCUGUAUGUGGGCGGGGCCCCGGAGGAGCUUCUGGAGCUCUCCGCCAGCGGCGCGGGCUUCAUCGGCUGCAUGGAGGACCUGGCGGUGGACUCCCGUCCCGUGCUGCCGCAGACGCUCCCGGAGGGGCGGGGCCACCAGCCGGGCUGCAGCAAGACGGACUGGUGCCGGCCGGCGCCGUGCGGCGCCCGCGGCCGCUGCGUGGACCUGUGGACCGGAUACCGGUGCGACUGCUACCGGCCCUACCACGGCCAGCGCUGCUCUGAAGAGUUCCCGUCCUGGACGUACGGCCACGAGGACGCGGCGAGCUUCAGCGUCCACGCCGUGGGGCGGGGCCACGGGAGCAGCUUCAGCGUGUCCUUCUUCCUGCGCUCGCUGAAGCCCGACGGGCUGCUGCUGCAGCUGAGGAGGCCCUCGGGGGCCGCGUACUUCUCCGUCUACCUGGGCAUGGGGAGGCUCUCCGUCAGCUCGCGGCCCCGCGGCGGCGCCGCCCUCAGCGCCCCCGUGUUCCUGACCACCGGCGAGCAGCAGCUGCUGCAGCUGGAGGUCCGCGGCGGCCGGGUGACCUUCGAGCGCGCCGGCCUCCGCUACGGCAUCGGGGAGAUGCCCGAGGUCGCCGUGGAGGCCGGGGACCGCGCAUACGUCGGGGGUCUCCCCGGGGGCUGGGACUCGGCCGCCUGGGGGGGGCGCUACAAAGGCUGCCUGCAGGACCUCCGCCUGGACUCGGUGCGCCUGGACCCGGACGCCCGGAACGGCUCCGACCAGCAGGGGGCGCCGUACGCUGAGAAGGUGGAGAAGGACUGCGUCAGCGACGCCGCCUGCAAGGUGAAGCCGUGUCUCAACGGAGGUCAGUGCAGCGUGACCUUCAACGACUUCUCGUGUUCGUGUUCGGCUCAGUUCACCGGGAAGACGUGCGGCACGCGGGUCUGGUGCGUGGGCCGGCCCUGUGACCCCGGAGGUCACUGCCUGGACCUGCCCGACGGAUACGAGUGUGUGACCAACGCCACCUUCGCCGACAGCCCGGUGCACUACAGCGCCGGCGGCUCGCUGACCGGGCCGGUGUCCAGCGUCUACGUGGAGCUGCGGACGCGCUCCGAGAGCGCGGUGCUGCUGCGGGCGUCCCGCGGCGCCGCCCGGCUGACGGUGGCGCUGCUGGACUCCUCGGUCCGGGUGGAGAUCCACUCCGGCGGCGGCGUGGAGCCGCUGGCCUUCACGGGCGUCCGCAGGGUGGCGGACGGCGGCUGGCACCGCGUGAACGUGUCCAUGAGCGGCGCGCGGCGCGGCGCGUCCCCGUGGGUCAUCACGGUGGACGGCAUCACGGACGCCAGCAGCGCGCCGCAGAGCGCCGCCAGCCUCGACUUCCUGAACCGGGACGGCGCCGCGCUGGCGCUGGCGGAGCGCUUCACCGGCUGCCUGGGCGCCGUGCGGCUCGGCGGCGUCUACCUGCCCUUCGUGGACGACUCCGGGGCGCCGCAGCCGGCCCGGUUCCGCCGGGCCGGAGAGCCGCGGCCGCUCCGCCUCGGCUGCAGCGGCGCCCCGGUGUGCGACCCGAACCCGUGCGAGAACGGCGCCGCGUGCCGGGACCUGUUCGACCUGCCGGGCUGCGCGUGCGCGGCGGGCUGGGAGGGCGAGCGCUGCCAGACGGACGCCGACGACUGCGCCGCGCGGCCCUGCGGCGCCAACGGCCGCUGCGAGGACCGCCUGGCCGGCUUCCGGUGCCGCUGCCACGCCGGGUUCACCGGCGAGCGCUGCGACGAGGACCUGGACGAGUGGGAGUACCCUCCUCUCCGGUGUGAUGAAGACCUCCGGUGUGAUAACGAUGGCGUCUGCUCUGACGGUCUGUGGGGAGCCAACUGCAGCUGUGAGCCGGGCUUCACGGGCAGCAGGUGUGAGUUGGAGGUGGAUGAGUGUGAGUCCAACCCGUGUCGUCAUGGCGGUUCCUGUUUGGACCGGUUCAACAUGUUCGUGUGUUUGUGUCCGCCGGGCUACAGCGGGCCGACCUGCGACACCAACAAACAGGCCCACCGACAGCCCUUCCCCUGGCUGCUGGUGGCCGGCCCCCUGCUGUGCCUGUGCGUGGUGACCGUGGUCAUCGUCAUGGCGUUCGUGGCGUUGACGGCGAGGAAGAAGCGUCAGUCGGAGGGCGCCUACAGCCCGAGCACACAGGAGGGGGCCGGGGCGCGGCUGGAGAUGGACAGCAUGAUCAAAGUGCCGCCGGAGGAGCGGCUCAUCUGAGGGGGGGGGGGGGGGGGCACUCUGAACUGUCUGGGGGGGACACCGCCCCCUGGUGGAGGGACCGGGUACUGACCCACCAGCUCUGUGUCACUACAGAGGAGAGCGGAGAGGACAGAGAAGCACACACACACACAGAUAUACACACACAGAUAUACACGCACACACAGAUAUACACACACAGAUAUACACGCACACACAGAUAUACACACACAGAUAUACACACACACACAGAUAUACACACACAGAUAUACACACACACACACAGAUAUACACGCACACACAGAUAUACACACACACAGAUAUAUACACACACACAGAUAUACACACACACACACACACGCAGUGGGACACGUGGCCCUCUGACCUUUGUGACGCUCAAAGAAACACGGCGUGUGUGUCGUACUUCCUGAGGGUCUCCGUGUCGUCGUGGCGACCACUGAGUGGCUCCUGUGUGAGCUCUUCAUCGUCGUCAUCAUCAGUUCUCUCUUCACUCUUCAGGACCUCGAGGAGCUUCAAUGUGUCUCAAUGUCUAAAUGUUUGAUGUCCCGGAGCCUCUGGGGGUCGAUGUGUUUCGUGUGAUGUCAUCGAUAUGCAAAACGGGAUUUUGGGGCUUGGAAAAAUCAACUGGAAAAAUCUGUAAAAACUUUGUAUUCCACAUGUGAGAGUGGAAGGCCGGCGAGGGCCGUCUCCACGUCGCCUUCUGUACACUUUGUAUAUUUAAGUUUAAUAUUGUUUCUUCGUCUUGUAAAAAAAGUUCACUCGUUUUUUUAGGGCACGGUGGAAAUAUUUCACAAUAAGACGAAAGGAAUAAAGUUUAGAAGAUGAAACUGAGGACGGAACGGUCGGGUUGUUAUUGUUAUGUUCACAACGAAUAAUAAACAUGCAGUACAUCGGA